ACCAACCGUGACCUUUUGGAGCUUGUCAAAACGCCAAACUUCUCUUAUCGCUAGUUUACUUUCUUCUUCUUCUCCUUCUGCGGCUGCUUCCAGUUCGAACCGAAGUUCAAAGCUUCACUAACAAUGGGCAACGCCAUUGGAGCCAAGAGGAACAAGACGGCCAAGGUGAUGAAGAUAUCCGGCGAGACCACCAAGUUGAGGACGCCGGUGCUCGCGGGGGACGUCCUCAGGGACUACCCGGGGUACGUCUUGUUGGAAUCCGAGGCCGUCAAGCACUUCGGCGUCCGGGCGAAGCCGCUCGAGGCACGCCAAGAUUUGGAGCCCAAGAGGCUGUAUUUCCUAGUGGAGUUGCCUGAGAGCUCUCAAGAGAAGAUCCCGAGGAGGGUGAGGUCGGGCAUAAGCGUGAGCGCCAGGGACCGGCUCGAGAGCCUAAUGCUUGCGCGGAGGUCGGUCUCGGACCUAUCCAUCGUGAACCCGACAAGCAUCGCGGCGACGGGGAACACCAAGGUCGGCGGCGGCGGUUGCAAGAGGCUGAGGAUGAGGCUUCCGAAGGGAGAGGUGGAGAGGUUGAUGAAGGAGAGCAGAGGUGAAACUGAGGCAGCCGAGAAGAUCAUGAACCUCUACAUUGCGAGCGAUUGUAACGUCGGCGGUGGAUUGGGAAGCAAAUCGAGAGGCGACGAGAACGGGUUGUUUGACCAACGUGGACCGUGGAAAGUUGCGAGCCAUGGAAGAGCUGGUGAAAGUAUCAAAACUCGCGAGAAACGGGUGAGCUUCCUACCAGUUGAUGGAGGAGAUAAGCAGAUUGUUGUGGCUUCUUGAUUUUUUAUUAGAGAGACAAUUAGCAGCGCUCAAGCCACAUUGACUUAUGUCCUUUUCGUUUUAGGUGGUCAGGUUUAUUUGGAACAUGCUGUCAAGACAUUAGUGCUCCACUCUCCAAAAAACAAAUAAUAAAGUACGAAUAAGUUGUAAUUACUUUCACUAUGUAUUGUCUAUAUAUUCGAGACAAAAGUGAGGUUUGUCUCAUUUUUU
This is a messenger RNA of Rhodamnia argentea, 1029 nucleotides long. RefSeq lists its product as uncharacterized. Lineage: Eukaryota; Viridiplantae; Streptophyta; Magnoliopsida; Myrtales; Myrtaceae. The transcript has 2 exons. Bases 124 to 819 code for a protein of 231 amino acids. The record is from RefSeq and is a predicted model, not a curated record.